This is a messenger RNA of Striga hermonthica, 789 nucleotides long. The record is from the annotation of a GenBank genome assembly. Lineage: Eukaryota; Viridiplantae; Streptophyta; Magnoliopsida; Lamiales; Orobanchaceae.
AUGGCAACAGGUGAGACCAAUGUGGCAAUAGAGGCAACAGCAAUAGAGGCAACAACAACAAAUUCAGUUGUUCUCAAGAGAAAUUCAGAUGAUGUAGGAUGGAAGUAUGGGGUGCUAGUUGAUCCUCUGAACAAGGAGAAGGUCCGGUGCUUGUUUUGUGGCCAUACUAGUUCAGGAGGGAUUUACUGUCUGAAACAACAUGUAGCACAUGUUGGGACUUCGGUGGUUAACUGUACGAAACAAACAGAGGAGGCUAAAACAACAUCGAUACCAUCCAGCGCCAUCAACAAUGAUGAAUUCAUGCAAAUGUGUGAAGCUAUAGGGCAAUUUGGCCCUGGUUUGCAGCCACCUUCUCAAGACCACCUAAGGGGAGUUCUUUUGAGUGAGGAAUAUGAAAGAACCAAGAGUUUGGUUAAGGAACACGAUGCUGAAAAGAUAAAGAAUGGUUGUUCAAUCAUGACAGAUGCUUGGUCUGAUAGGAAAAUGAGAAGUAUAAUGAAUCUAGUCACAAAUUGUUCUGUUGGCACUACUUUCUUGGGCUCAAAGGAGAUGUCAGAUGUAUCACAUACAGCUGAAGUAAUUUUUGAAUUAGUGGACAAAGCCAUUGAAGAAGUAGGUGAGGAGGAAGUGGUCCAGGUGGUGACAGACAAUGCUUCUAACAACAUGGCUGCCAAAAACCUUUUUGUUUGCCAAAAGGCCAAGCAUAUUCUGGACUUCUUGUGGUUCUCAUACAAUCAAUUUGAUGCUGCAAGGAAUUGGGAACCUACCAAGGUUCAAGAAAGUUCUUGA